UAAAUGAAAUGGCGUCUUCAAAAAGACUUCGCUCUCUCUCCGAGAUCUGGAACGAUGAGAACGGCGCCGGCGACACCUCUCGAUUUAGGCCGCUCAGUGCCGGUGCCAAACGUUCAGGAGCUUGCGGCGAUAAUCUCUUCAACUGAGGGAAACGGCGCCGGCGAGGUACCGGAAAGGUACGUUAGGCCGGAAGCCGAAGCAGAUCCGGUGGCGUCGCCGGCCGACGGAGAUGAGCUUCCAGUCAUCGAUAUCAGCAAGCUCAUCGAUUCAGAGUUUCUUGAGGAACAGGAGCUCGCCAAGCUGGGAUUUGCGUGCAGAGAGUGGGGCUUCUUCCAGAUAAUAAAUCAUGGAGUUUCUGAUGAAACAAUAAACAAGAUGAAGAAGGAUAUGAUGGAGUUCUUUAAGCUUCCACUGAAGGAAAAGGAGGCAAUCAAGCAGUUACCAGGUGGUAUUCAAGGCUAUGGCCAGCUCUUUGUCCAGUCUGAGGAGCAGAAGCUUGAUUGGGCUGAUCUGCUUGUUCUCAGCACCCAUCCAUUUGCAAGAAGGGACAUUAAAUUUUGGCCUACCAAUCCCACUACAUUCAGGGAUACACUGGACAAAUACUCAGCAGAGCUGAGAAAACUCACGGGAUGUUUAGUUAGGUUAAUGGCGAAAGAUCUUGGGAUAAAGAAUCCAGAUCUGUUGGGUAACCUCUUAAGCGAGCAUCUGCAAUCUGUGAGGAUCAAUUACUAUCCACCAUGCAAGCAUGCAAGCAAGGUGCUUGGCCUUUCCCCUCACAGUGAUGGCACUGGACUCACUGUGCUCCUCCAAGCAAACGAUGUCAAUGGAUUGCAGAUCAAGAAAGAUGAUAGAUGGUUUUCUGUGAAAGCAAGACCUGGGGCUUUCAUCGUCAAUAUCGGCGAUCACAUUGAGAUUAUGAGCAAUGGGAGGUACAAAAGCAUUGAACACAGAGUUGUGAUAAACACAGAGAAGGAGCGUCUGUCCAUCGCAGCAUUUCAUUCUCCACCGUUUGAGGUCGCGUUGCGACCAUUUCCAGAGCUCAUUGAAGCUGAAGAAGAACGUUACAGGGCCAUAACAGUCGGAGAUUUCAUGAAGGCAUAUAUGACAGAUAGACUGGAUGGGAAGAGGCUCCUCGAGUCGCUCAAGCUGAAGAAAUGAUGGCCCCUUCAAUUUGCUGCAACUGUUACUGAUUAUUUAAGCCAUAAUUUGUCUGAAAUUUGAGCGAUUUUAAGUAAGCAGUUUUAGAGCUUAUUGAGCGAAA
Messenger RNA from Dendrobium catenatum, 1261 nucleotides. RefSeq names its product S-norcoclaurine synthase 1. Lineage: Eukaryota; Viridiplantae; Streptophyta; Magnoliopsida; Asparagales; Orchidaceae. The transcript is spliced from 4 exons. The record is from RefSeq and is a predicted model, not a curated record. The coding region runs from base 4 to 1158 and encodes 384 amino acids.